AUUUUAAUUAUGAAAACUCUAUUCCUUUUAAUUUGUUUAUGUACGAUUUUGAUGGCACGAUCCAUUAUAUACAAGGAGGCUUCCUCAUCUCAACUUGAAACAAAAUAGUAUGAAUUUGUUUAAUUAAAUCAGAAAUGAGAUAAGCUAACUAGAGGAUUCCAUCAGGUUAGUUGAUGGAGACAAUAAUAACGACAACGGAGAAGAAAGCGAUCCAGAUAGUGAUUCAGAAAGUGAUUCAGAUAGUGAUCAAGAUAAUGAUUCAGAUGAUGAUAGCAGCGAAGGUGAAGACAGUAAUGAAGGCGAAGAGAGUAAUGGAGGUGAAGAAGAAGACGAAGAUGGUGGAGUGGGUGAUGAAAAUGAAUUCAAAAAUUGUUUAGAAUCAGAAUGUAUGCCAGAAGUUAAUGCAUGCGCUAAUGAUACUACUUGCGUUCCUAUUAUGAAAAAAUGCAAACCUAUUGCAGAUUCAGAUGAUAUUGAAGAAGUAAAUAGUUGUUUCAUUUAAAUAGUAUAUGUCUUGUUUAUCUGAUAGUGAAACAGCCUAUGAUCUAUAUGACUGCAUUAUAGAUAAUUGUGUGGAUUACUUGGAAUAACGAUGAAAAUGAUUUAUUUUAAUAAAAGAUAUAAAUAUUUG
Molecule: messenger RNA, 631 nt
Organism: Paramecium sonneborni
Lineage: Eukaryota; Ciliophora; Oligohymenophorea; Peniculida; Parameciidae
Source: the annotation of a GenBank genome assembly